AUGGCAUUCAUACUUCAUGGAUAUGGUAAGCUAGUGCCCUGGUGGAUCGUACACUCAGCCCCUGAAGCCUUCUCCCCCAGGCCGUGACCGGAAGCCGGCCAAAUUGACUCAUUCGCUCUCCUGUUCCAGUCUCGCUUUUGCAGCGCUACACCCUACCGACCCAAAUGGCCACAAGCACUUUCACCAGCGGUCUAGGUGAUGUCGGAUAUCAACAAGCGUUUGAGAAAGUCGGUUGGAGAAAUCACGAGGUCCGUGCGCGCCCGUGGACGCGUAAUCUGGCAGAGUGACCGGCUGACUCUUGGCUGGAUCUGAUGCAGUUUUACCGCACGAAGAGGAUGAUGAUCUACGGUGGUUUGUUUUGGGCACCCAUCGCGAACAGGUCAGUCGGCAGCACUCUCAGCUCGGAGUUACAGCGUUUCGAAUAUAAUUAUUGCCGCUAAUCCUCUUAUUGCAACAUAUGCAACGAUUAUUUAUUAGAUGGCACGCCGUACUUAACAAAGUCAACUACGGCGGCAAGCUGAAAAGUAUGCCGAUUCCAUCUGAUCACCUCCCUUCUGUGUGGAGCAGGAACCUGAACUUCUCUAUCUACCUUCCACAGCUGCCUUCACCCGAGCCAUCAUCGACGCCACGACCUUCGCCCCCUUCGCCUGCUGCCUCUUCUACACCUCCCAAGGACUCCUCGAAGGUCGACCCUGGCGAGCCCAGGCACCGCUCCCCACCACCUCCCUAACGUCCCCUCCUCCCAUCGAAGGCAUCUACGAACGUCUCCAAGACCGCCUCUGGACCUCGACUUCGCACUCGUGGUGCCUCUUCUUCCCCGCGCAGAUCGUCAACAUGUCCAUCAUGCCCGUCUAUGCUCGACCACCCUUCAUGAGCGUGACGAGUUGUCUUUGGUCCAUUUAUCUCGCUUCGGCGCAGAGGGUCGGAGCGUUGCCGCCUCAGGAGGAGACGACGCCGACGUUCAAAGGGGUCAAGGGUUUGGGCGAUGAACCGGUGUUGGUCGUGGCUACGGAAGCGGUUUAA
Messenger RNA from Microbotryum saponariae, 1023 nucleotides. The record is from the annotation of a GenBank genome assembly. NCBI's taxonomy places the organism in Eukaryota, Fungi, Basidiomycota, Microbotryomycetes, Microbotryales, Microbotryaceae.